AUUUAGUCUCUCGCAUCCAACUCCGAACCGACUCAGCUUUCUCCGCUCGUCUCUUCUCUCUCUCCCUCCCUCUGCAAUGGAGGAAUCCGCCCAAUUCGAAACCCUAGCCUCCUAUCCCCAACCUCUCGAUCUUCCCUCCAAUCCAUCACCCCAAACCCUAGAUCCCCACAACCCCCCUCCGCCUCCCCCUCCUCCGGAAAUGCUACAUCCUAACCCCCCGCCGGAGCAACCCGACGGCCAGACCGCCGCCGCCGAGAGGCUGCUGGUCUCCGAGAACGGAAAGUCCGCCGUGACCCACAGCGGCACCGACAAGGAGGUGUCGGCUGGGGAGGAGGAGACCAGCCGCCGCCGCCGCCGCCGCAGCCGCUGGGAGACCCCGGCAGAGUCCGGCGACAGCGCCGGCGAUGGGUCUAGCUGUGGUCAGAAGCGGAAGUCCCGGUGGGCCAACGAGGAGCCGAAUCCGGUCGUCCAGCUCCCGGAUUUCAUGAAGGACUUCGCCGCCGACCUCGACCCUGAGGUCCAGGCACUCAACCUUAGGCUCCUUGAGAUCAGCCGCCUCCUCCAGUCCGGCAUGCCCCUCGAUGACCGACCGGAGGGCGCCCGAUCCCCCUCCCCCGAGCCGAUUUACGACAACAUGGGCAUCAGGAUCAACACCAGGGAGUAUCGGGCACGCGAGCGGCUCACCAAGGAGCGGCAGGGGAUCAUCUCCCAGCUCAUCCAGAGGAACCCGGCGUUCAAGCCCCCGGCCGACUACCGCCCCCCCAAGCUCCAGAAGAAGCUCUACAUCCCCAUGAAAGAGUACCCGGGAUACAAUUUUAUCGGCCUCAUCAUCGGGCCGAGGGGCAACACCCAGAAGAGGAUGGAGAAGGAGACCGGUGCCAAGAUCGUGAUCCGGGGCAAAGGGUCGGUCAAAGAAGGGAGAUUGCAGCAGAAGAGGGACUUGAAGCCGGACCUCUCGGAAAACGAGGACUUGCACGUGUUGGUCGAGGCUGAGACUCAGGAGGCUUUGGAUGCUGCUGCUGCCAUGGUGGAGAAGCUCUUGACGCCUGUCGAUGAAGUAUUGAAUGAACACAAGAGGCAGCAGCUGAGAGAGCUCGCCGCGCUUAAUGGAACCAUCAGGGAUGACGAGUUCUGUAGGCUGUGUGGCGAGCCCGGGCACCGGCAGUAUGCCUGCCCUGCCCGAACGACCACCUUUAAGAUCGAUGUGCAGUGCAAGAUUUGUGGUGAUGGAGGGCACCCCACGAUAGAUUGCCCAAUGAAAGGAUCAGGGAAGAAGAUGGAUGAUGAGUACCAGAACUUCUUGGCCGAGCUUGGCGGGACUGCGCCAGAUUCUGUAACUAAGCAGAGCUCGGUGUUGGCUAUCGGUUCGGGCUCUUCGGGGAGCAAUCCACCUUGGGCUAGUGGUAGUGGGGCUGGGGGCACGGCAGGCACUGGAGCAGCCAAUGGGAUCAAGAAGGAAUACGAUGAGACAAACUUAUAUAUAGGAUAUCUGCCGCCUACUCUCGAUGAUGACGGACUGAUUAGAUUGUUCUCCUCUUUCGGGAAUAUUGUGAUGGCUAAGGUUAUCAAGGAUAGGACCACUGGGUUGAGCAAAGGUUAUGGCUUUGUGAAGUAUGAAGAUGUUUCUAUGGCUAAUGCCGCAAUAGCUGCUAUGAAUGGGUAUCAUCUAGAAGGCAGAGUUAUAGCUGUAAGAGUAGCAGGGAAACCUCCUCAGCCUGCUAUGCCUCCUGCUCCUCCGGUUCCUGUUACACCUACAUAUCCUUCUCAACAGUAUAUGGCUGGUGCGCCUGUCGCGAACCCUCCACCACCACCUGGUAGUUAUGCACCAGUUCCAUGGGGUCCUCCAGUCCCCCCUCCAUAUGCUUCAUAUUCUCCGCAGCCACCAGGUUCGAGCAUGUACACCCCCGUUCAAGGCCAGUCUGUGCCACCUUAUGGCAUGCAAUACCCUCCUCCGGCACAAACUGCUCCUCCAGGCACUGCACCUCAAACUGCUCCUCCUGGCACUCCAUCUCAAACUGCUCCUCUGGGCACUGCACCUCAAUCUGCAUCUUCAAGUGAUUCAAUGCAGAAUUACCCUCCCGGGGUGCAAUCACAAAGCACUACCACACCUGUCCAGGCUGUGCCAAACAAUGUUUACAGCAGUACCGUUGCUCCGAACUUUCCUCCAAUGUAUCCACCUCCUCCUCCUUAUGGAUAUACACCUUAUUACUCUGCAGUUACACCAGUGCCGCCUCUGGCUGUUGAUCCCACUCAAACCAUUGCAAAUGCACCAUGGGCCUCCAAUCCACCGCCGCCUCAGCCCGCUUCAACUGCAGAACAGUCGGCAUCUUAUGGUGCUGACACGGACUAUGAGAAAUUCAUGUCAGAGAUGAAGUGAUGUUGAUCAGCAAGCAUUUUGCUUCUGCACAGAAAGGCUUGAGGUUUCUUGGAGAUAUUGUCAACCUGAUUUAUUUCCUCUUGCUCACCUAGUUGGAAGUUUGGGACUCACAUCUUUAACCUUGCUGUGCUCUUAUGACCAUUGCAGAAACUGCUGGGCUGAAAGACCUGAUCAUUUUCACAGUGGCAAAUUUAUGUACUUGAUACAUCUGUUGCUUGAUAGUUACAAUUUUUCUGUGGUUUUGGAUUUCUUUCUCAGGCAGAGGGGUUUUCUGCAACCUGCACACCAAGAUACUGUUCUUUUCCCUGUCCGCUUUCGUCUGGAACUUCUUUAGGGGUUGUUUACUGGUUACUUCAUGAUGGUUCUUAUUUGAGACAUGUUAUAUGACUUAUUGUUCUUUGGCUGAUUAUCUAGUUCACUAACUGCUUAAUAUUUUAUUGUCAUUUGUGCAAUUAUCUUCUUGCUGUUCUACACAUUUUUGAAUGCGUGGAUCUGGCUGAAAUUUCUGGCUGUCACACUUCAGAGGAAGCCUUCUGGCUAUACAGUUUGCAGAGUGGGUAAAUGUUCAAUUUACUCCGCAACUCACAUAUUGAUGCUUUUCAUUUUUGCUUUAUUAACAUAGACUGCUUAGAGAUGUUUCCCAGUUUAUAGGUGAGAGCUGGGAGGACAUGCUGCGAAAAUUGAUAAUCACUAGUUCAUCAGGUACUGCCUGGAAUUCAGAUGGAAAUGGGGCAUAUUUUAAAAAAAAAUUGCAUAUAUGUUUUUUUCCCUUUGUUCAUUUUGAUAUUCUAACGAAGUUCUGCAGCAUCGGUGAUGUCUGUCAAGCCAUAUGGUUACAUUGUGUUUUAAAUGUAUUAUGAGUUGAUGUUGUUAUCCAUUGAUGUUGCUUUGUCCUUUUGAGCAUAAGCCGCAGGAUGAUGGAUCCUUUCUUUGGUCACUGCAUUACUGGUGCCACUUCAUCAGCAUGCCAGUUCUUCUAUCCUUUGACAAUAUUUUAUUCUCACAACCUAUGGCUCUGCUGGCUUCUUUUCUGAAAAAAUCUUAUUUAUCAUAUUAUGCACUCUUAACUUGUUAGUGACAUGAUUGCUGCAAGUGCAAUAUGACUUGAUGCAAAAUGGAGAAUGUAGAUAACUGAAUUGCUCUAGCUUGGUCAUGAUACAUGGUGGGGCUACUGGUAAGGUGCAGAUAUUACCAUCUUCCGGAGGUCAAAGAAAUUCACCACGGGUAUGUGUUAAAGAGAGACUUAAAGCUAGGUAGGCAGGAAAAACUUAUAUGCAGUUGGGCAAAAGCAGCCCAUUGCCUUGGUAUUAUGUUAUUUGGGUUUCUUCGAAUCUUAGAUAAGUCAAGCUGUUUAGGCAGAUUUUGAAGUCUUAUAUUUUCUUGCAGUUCAGCAGGGAGGGCAAAUUCCUUCGGAGCAGCAAUCUCAAACUUUAAUCUUUUAUCAUGUGUGCUCUUCUCAAUGUAGAACAUAUAAAAUUGGAAAUGUUAAUUCUCAUAAUCUGUAGGGAAGUAUGAAAACAUCCCUAUAAUAAGAAAAACUAGGAAUUCUCAAGUCAUAUAAUUGUUGAGAUUCAAUUUGAAGUAUAAACAUUCGACCUUUUGUUUUGUAAAGAUUAUCUUUAAUUUAUUUUGCUUUGUUUUUA
This is a messenger RNA of Phoenix dactylifera (date palm), 4020 nucleotides long. Its product is annotated as splicing factor-like protein 1. NCBI's taxonomy places the organism in Eukaryota, Viridiplantae, Streptophyta, Magnoliopsida, Arecales, Arecaceae. Gene Ontology annotation, cellular component: nucleus. Gene Ontology annotation, biological process: regulation of mRNA splicing, via spliceosome. Gene Ontology annotation, molecular function: mRNA binding; zinc ion binding. The record is from RefSeq and is a predicted model, not a curated record.